This is a messenger RNA of Oryctolagus cuniculus (rabbit), 10108 nucleotides long. The record is from RefSeq and is a predicted model, not a curated record. NCBI's taxonomy places the organism in Eukaryota, Metazoa, Chordata, Mammalia, Lagomorpha, Leporidae.
UGUGUGGACGUGCGCGCGCCUGUGCUGCAAGCGGCAGAGGCUGCUUCAGCUCAGCCAGUAGCAGGCAGAGCAGUGAGUACACAACUCAUAAUGAGAAAGGAAGCUGGGAAGAGACUAGGAGAGAAGCAAUCGCCCUAUUAACAAAAGCUCAGUUUUGUCCCUGCGGACCGAAGCCACAGAGGGAUGGGGCGAGCUGUGGCUGUCGGCCAGGGAGGUCGGGCUCCCUGCUAGCAGCAGUUGGAGGCAUCUUUACCGCUCUGUGCUAGGGGCAGACCUGAGGUUGGACGCCUGGGAAGUUUUCAGAAUCGCAGCAGCAGCUUUGGAGAAGACCAGCAAAGAGCACCGUGUGUAUGUGAACUUCUAUUUUUUGUUGUUGUUGUUGUUGAGUGCAUUCAUGGAUAUAGUUUUUUAGUACAAAGAAAACUCAAACUCAGCUGACUUGAAAGACUGGAAUUUCAGCUCUCUUCUUCCCCCUGGGUUAUUUUUCCUCCCCCUUCCUCUCAAAGCCCUUUAAACCAGAUUACCGGGUCAGUGACUCGCUGCCUGCCCACCCACUGCCCACCAGGUCCAGAGGUUUCUGGCUUGCUGGCUCGGAAAGGACAGCCGCCACUUACCAGAUUAGGAAAGCUCUUGGGAGGCACAUUAAUCUGCCGGCGUUGUCAGGAGUGAUCAGCGAGUUUUAUUAAAAGCCCUGGGAUUGCCUGAAAGGCCUCCUUGUCUGCGUCUGAAAUGAAAGGGGUGUGCUAAGAUCUCAGGGUGCAUUGUGGGGACCCCUUGCCCUGCUCCUCGGGCUAUGAUCUGACACUGCAGGAGGAAGCGCCGAGGCCCCCCUGGUGGCCGGGAUUUCACCAGUGGACGGAAACGAGUUGGCACCUGUCAGCAUGAACCCUCUGAGCCGGGGUGGGCUGCAUGUUUUGCUGCUGCUGCUGCUCCUGGGCUGGGCCAGCCCCACCUUCGUCAGUGUUAAUCGCGGCCUGAGAGUGAUGAAGGGCAGCUCGGCUUUCCUGUCAGCAGAUGACCUGAAGCUCGCCGUCCCCAAAGAGAAGGAUGCCUGCAAGGUGGAAGUGGUGAUGAAUGAGCCAAUCACCCAGAGAGUGGGCACGCUCACUCCCCAGGUUUUUGAUUGCCAUUUCCUUCCCAAUGAAGUAAAGUAUACACACAACGGCUGCCCACUUCUUGAUGAAGACACAGUGAAGCUUAGACUUUACAGAUUUACUGAAACAGACACCUUCACGGAAACCUUUAUCCUGCGGGUCUACCUGCUGGAACCAGACUGUAACAUCAUCCGUAUGAGUGGCAAUGCACUGGAGGUGUCUGAAUUCUACGGCUUGUCCCGAGCAAUCGACAAGAACCUACUCAGAUUUGAAUAUGACAGGAUGGCUAGCUUGGAAUGUACCAUCAGGCUGGACCCUGUGAAGACUCGGUUGCCAGCACAUGGCCAGAUGGUUCUGGUGGAGUCUUGGCCAGAAGAACCCCGUGGAGAUCAGCCACAUGGUUUUUUCCCUGAGUCCCGUCUGGGGACAGAACUGAAGUGUCCAGGUGGCCGCUGUGCCCUGGGGCUGAAGAAAAUAGGAAGUCUCAGCGUGAGCUGUGAGGAGUUCCUGCUGAUGGGGCUUCGCUAUCACCAUACAGCUCCCCCUUCGCCCAACGUUGACUACAUCUCCAUCCAGCUGCACCUCACAGACAGCAGGAGUAAAAUCGUGUACAAGUCAGAGAACGUGUGGUUACCCGUCUAUAUCAGAGCUGGCAUCCCAAAUCAGAUUCCAAGGGCUGCAUUCAUGGCCACGUUCAUCCUGGAAGUGGAUCAGUUCAUCCUGACCUCUUUGACUACAUCGGUUGUGGACUGUGAAGAGGAUGAGACCCCCAAGCCCUUGCUGGUGUUCAACGUCACCAAAGCCCCACUCCAGGGCUAUGUGACUCACCUGUUGGACCACACCAAACCCAUCUCCUCAUUCACCUGGAGAGACCUCAGUGACAUGCAGGUUGCCUACCAGCCUCCAAACAGCAGCCAUCCUGAGAGGAGACACUACGAGCUGGAGUUGGAGGUCUACGACUUCUUCUUUGGAAGGAGCACACCUAUCACAGUCCACAUCUCCAUCAGAACUGCAGAUACCAAUGCCCCCCGAGUCUCCUGGAAUACAGGACUUAAUCUACUGGAGGGUCAGUCUCGGGCCAUCACAUGGGAACAGUUUCAGAUUGUUGACAAUGAUGACAUAAGUGCUGUCCGCUUAGUCACUGUUGAUGGUCUACAGCAUGGACGGCUUACAUUAAGAGGGGGAAAGGCAUUUCUCUUCACCGUGGCUGACCUGCAGGCUGGAGUUGUUCGCUAUCACCAUGAUGACAGCGACUCCACCAAAGACUUUGUGGUCUUCAGGAUAUUUGAUGGCCAUCACAGCAUCGGUCACAAGUUUCCUAUCAACAUCUUGCCCAAAGAUGAUAGUCCUCCGUUCCUCAUAACCAAUGUCGUGAUUGAACUGGAAGAGGGGCAGACCAUCCUGCUCCAGGGCUCCAUGCUCAGAGCUUCAGACGUGGACUCCAGUGAUGACUACAUCUUCUUUAACAUUACAACAGCCCCACAGGCUGGCGAGAUCAUGAAGAAGCCAGGGCCUGGUCUGAUAGGUUAUCCUGUCCCUGGCUUCCUUCAGAGGGAUCUCUUUAAUGGGAUUAUUUACUAUCGUCAUUUUGGUGAAGAAAUCUUUGAAGAUUCCUUUGAAUUUGUCCUAUGGGACAGCCAUGAACCUCCGAAUCUCUCAGUGCCACAGGUGGUGGCAAUCCACAUCACUCCAGUGGAUGACCAGCUUCCAAAAGAGGCUCCUGGAGUUUCUCGGCAUUUGGUUGUCAACGAGACAGAGGUUGCCUACGUAACCAAGAAACAUCUGUACUUCCUAGAUACAGAAUCACACGAUGGGGAGCUGCUCUACACCAUCACCACUCCCCCAUUUUUCUCCUUCAGCCACAGAUACUUGGAUGCUGGGAAGUUAUUCAUGGUAGACAGCAUACCAAAGCUAACCAAAAAUCCUGCUGCCCUGGGACUGAAGUCAUUCACACAGCACGCUGUGAACUACCUGAAAGUGGCCUACAUGCCCCCUCUGCAGGAUAUAGGCCCUCAUGUCAGACACGUCCAGUUCACGUUUUCCAUCAGCAACCAGCACGGCGGCACUUUGCAUGGGAUCUGUUUUAACAUUACCAUUCUCCCAGUGGACAAUCAAGCUCCUGAGGUGUUCACCAACCCUCUGAGAGUGACUGAGGGAGGUCAGCAUGUCAUCAGCACAGAGCACAUCCUGGUCUCUGACGUGGACACCGUGCAGGACAACAUCUACUUCUCCCUACAGAGACAGCCUCUGCAUGGAGGGGUGGAGCUUGAUGGCUUUCCGUUAAACCCCGGGGACACCUUUUCCUGGGGAGACCUCUGUACCUUAAAAGUUAGGUAUCAACAUGAUGGAUCUGAGGUUCUUCAGGAUGACAUAGUCUUGGAGGUCACAGAUGGCACAAAUUCAGCAGAAUUUGUUCUACACGUUGAGGUAUUCCCUGUAAAUGACGAACCCCCGGUCCUGAAGGCUGACCUCGUCCCCGUGAUGCACUGCUCCGAGGGUGGGGAGGUGGUCAUCACCCCUGAACAUGUUUUUGCCACUGAUGUGGACAGUGAUGACCUGAAGCUGAUGUUUGUGGUUGUGCGAGCACCUGAGCAUGGGGUAGUGAGCAAAGCUGGAGUCCCUGUGGUUCAGUUCUCUCAGAGCGAUGUUAUCGCAGGGGCUGUGACAUAUAAACACACAGGUGGCGAGAUUGGCCUCCUGCCUUGUUUUGACACCAUCUCGUUGGUGGUUUCGGAUGGAGAUGCUGGCCCUUCUGUGAACGGCUGUUGCUACAACGGACCUAAUCCAUCUGUUCCUCUUCAUGAGUCCUUCCCAGUGUAUGCUCUUAACAUCACAGUGCAUCCAGUGGACAACCAGCCACCUUCGCUUACAAUCGGUACCAUGUUCUUUGUAGAUGAGGGUUUGUCAGCAACCCUUACCAUUAACCAUUUGCUCUCCACCGAUCCUGACACUGCAGAAGAUGACUUGGAAUUCAUUUUGGUUUCUUCACCCCAAUUUGGCUAUCUGGAAAACACACUUCCUUCUGUGGGUUUUGAAAAGAGCAAUAUGGGCAUAAGUAUAGCUUCAUUUCAGUGGAAAGACUUGAAGGCUUUGCACAUUAAUUAUGUGCAGUCCAGACAUCGGAGGAUAGAACCAACUGCCGAUCAGUUUGUGGUGUAUGUCACAGAUGGAAAGCAACGCUCCUUGGAGAUACCAUUUUAUGUUACAAUCAAUCCCACAAAUGAUGAAGCUCCCGACUUUGUGGUGCAGAAUAUCACUGUGUGUGAAGGUCAGAGGAAAGAGCUGGACUCUUCCAUCAUCCACGCUGCUGACCUGGACAUUCCUGAGGACCUCCUACUGCUCAGCAUCGUACGCAAACCACGUCACGGCCUCCUCAUCAGUGAGGUGUUCAGCAAGGACUUCCCUCAGAAGAAGCAGCCAGCCAACCCUCACCAGAAGCAUGAACCUGUUUACAACUUUUCCAUGGAACUUCUAAGGAAUGGAAUGAGGUUGGCAUAUGUGCACGAUGACUCAGAGAGCCUUGCUGAUGACUUUACCAUCCAGGUGUCAGAUGGGAAACAUAAGAUACUCAAAACCAUUUCAGUAGAGGUCACCCCAGUGAAUGAUGAGAAACCAACACUGAGCAAGAAGGCUGAAAUUGCUGUGAGUAUGGGGGAAACCCGUAUCAUCUCUAGCGCUGUUCUUUCGGCUGUAGAUGAAGACUCACCCAGGGAGAAGAUUUACUACCUAUUUGAAAGACUUCCCCAAAAUGGGCAACUUCAGCUUAAGAUUUUCAGGGGAAAGUCUGGAAAGAGGAGGAACCAUGGACAACUGACUAAUUCUGGCACCUUUCAGACAGGGAGGGACUGGGUCCCUCUCUACCCUGGCAUGAAAUGCACUCAGGAGGAAGUGGAUCUGAACCUGCUGAGAUACACACACACCGGGUCAAUGGAUUCCCAGAAUCAAGAUGGUUUCACCUUCUACCUCUGGGAUGGUGACAAUCAGUCCCCUGCAUUUGACUGUCACAUCAGCAUCAAGCACAUGGGAAAAGGUGAAAUUGUCAUUCAUGCAAAGCCACUUGUGGUGUCUAAUGGUGACAGAGGUUUCUUGACGACCACCACGCUCCUGGCUGUGGAUGGGACGGACAAGCCUGAGGAGCUUCUCUAUGUCAUCACUUCCCCACCACAAUACGGGCAGGUAGAAUAUGUCCGCUAUCCCGGAGUCCCCAUUACAAGCUUCAGCCAGAUGGACAUAGCUGGACAGACAGUCUGCUACAUCCAUAGGAGCAAGGCUGCUGUCCCCAGUGACACAUUCAGAUUCAUCGUCAGCAAUGGACUGCAGACCAAGCACGGGGUGUUUCAGAUCACACUGGAGGCUGUGGACAGAGCCCUGCCUGUGGUGACCAGGAAUAAGGGGUUGAGACUGGCCCAAGGGGCAACGGGCCUGCUUUCCCCCGACCUCCUCCAGCUGGCCGACCCUGACACGCCUGUGGAGAACCUCACCUUCCUCCUGGCCCAGCUCCCACAGCAUGGCCAGCUCUACCUGCAGGGCACCGUGCUCCUUCAACUCAAUUUUACUCAGCAGGAUGUGGAUGGUGGCAAUGUGGCCUAUCAGCACUUGGGAGGGGACUCCCAGUCGGACUGCUUUACUUUCGUGGCCACAGAUGGGACAAACCAAGGCUUUGUUGUGGAUGGGAGAGUGUGGGAAGAACCUGUUUCAUUUACCAUUCAGGUGGACCCUUUGGACAGAACAGCCCCCCGGCUCACGCUCUUGCAAUGUGCUUCUCAAGUGGAGCUCCUGAAAAAUGGCUGCUAUGGCAUUUACCUCACUUCCCGCGUCCUGAAGGCCUCGGACCCUGACACGGAGGAUGAGCGGAUCAUCUUUAAGAUUUUACGAGGCCCACAACAUGGACAUCUGGAGAAUGUGACAACAGGUGAAUUUAUUCAUGAACAAUUUAGCCAAAGGGACCUACGCAGAAAGACCAUCCUUUACAUCAUAAGCCCAUCUUUGAAGGAAGUGACUUCAGACCUGGUGGAGUUUCAAAUCAUGGACCCCAGUGGGAACUCUGCCACUCCUCAAAUAUUGGAGUUGAAGUGGUCUCAUAUCGAAUGGUCACGGACUGAAUACGAGGUCUGUGAGAAUGUGGUUGUGUUGCCCUUGGAAAUUACCAGAAGAGGAUAUUCCAUGGACUCGGCCUUUGUUAGUAUAAAGGUCAACCAAGUGUCAGCAACAGUUGGGAAAGAUUUCACUGUGACUCCAUCUAAACUGAUCCAGUUUGAUCCAGGAAUGUCAACGAAGACGUGGAAUAUAGCAAUUACCUAUGACGGAUUGGAGGAAGAUGAUGAGGUCUUUGAAGUAAUUCUGAACUCCCCUGUGAAUGCAGUUCUUGGCACAAAGACAAAAGCCACAGUGAAAAUUUUGGACUCAAAAGGAGGACGGUGCCAUCCUUCGUAUUCCUCCAAGCAAAGCCAGCACGACACAUGGGAGCAGGGCAUUUGGCCCCCGCUGCCCCCAGGAUCUUCCUCACCCACCGCCUCUGGUUCCUUUCAUCUGGAAGGAAGACCCUUUCCAUCUUCCAAGUGGCAAGCAGUCACCAGGGGUGACAGCCUGCGGGGCUUUGAUGCCACACAUCAUCAUCGUUCUCAAAGGAAGCUGGGGGCCCACGGGAAUGGCAAAACAUAUCAUGGGAUGGUUUCCUUGAAACUGGAAGAUGACAGUUUCCCAGCUCACAAAAGGCAGGCCAAAGUAUCCAUCAUUAAUCAGCCACAAAAGACAAUCAGAGUGGCAGAACUGCCGCAGGCAGAUAAGAUGGAAUCCACAAUGGAUUCACACGUCCCCAGACAGGACCAGUUGCCUUCAUUUCCAAAGAACUGCACUCUGGAUUUAAAGGGCCUCUUCCAUUUUGAAGAAAGCAUUCAAAAGCUGUAUGAGUGCAAUGGGAUUGCCUGGAAAGCCUGGAGCCCCCAGACCAAGGCGGUGGAAGACAAAUCCUGCCCCACUGGAUGGCAACAUCACUCAGGCUACUGUCACACAUUGAUCACAGGGCGGAAAGAGACGUGGGAAGCAGCGAUGCAAGCUUGCAGGGAACAACACUUGGGCAGCCUUGUGAGUGUGUUUUCCAGACAGCACAUGAGAUGGCUCUGGGACAUCAGUGGAAGAAAGCCCUUUUGGAUAGGUUUGAACGACCAAGUGCAUGCCGGCCAUUGGGAAUGGAUUGGUGGUGAACCCGUCACCUUCACCUCCUGGAGGAGAGGGCCCCCUCAGCGCACGAAGCCUGGGAGAAGCUGUGUUUUGGUUCAAAGACUAGGGAAAUGGCAACCAAAGGACUGUAGGAAGGGCAAGCUCCACAAUUAUGUGUGCUCCAGGAAACUCUAAAUGCGACUGGCUCUACAGGUGCCCUCCCGGGAUUUCUCACCUAUUUAUUCACAGGAUAUGUGAAUGUCGCUCAGUGGAAAGCAAGUUGUUGUGACUGGCCAAGUUCAUCUUUGUGAUGAACAAAUUAAUGGUUCCAGGGAGACUGAUAAAUGAAUAUUCCUUGCAAAUGAGAUGUAAUUUUUGCAUCUUAAUAUCUUUCAGACUAAAUGUCUACAGUAUUAUAAGGUAUAAAAUUUACUUAUUCUAGAAGACUCUCAGCCUCACCCCUCUCCAAAUCUCAGGCAUCACUAAUUCCAUGGUUCUUGGAUUUUUUUUCACCCCAUGACAUCAAAUGAAUCUACUCUGAUCUGUGUAAUGCGGGUGCUCCUACCACUUGAUUCUAAGCGAACCUGAACCAGUAAUGAACUGGUUUGUCUCUUUGGAACCCUUUAAAUGUGAAACCUGGAAUCCCAGCCUGUGUAGAUGGGAAGGAGAAUUCUCGUGGUGAAAAGGAAAGCUUUAGAUGGGACAGAUUUGCAGAUGGAGGCUCAUGUACAGAACUGUAGUUCAGGUGAGAAUCCAGGGCGCUACCUGCGCUUCUGAGAUCCACGCAUCACUGCUCAUGAAACAGAUCUCCUUUUCCAGUGUGUAUGUUGGCUUUGAACCGUUCCCAAACCAAAGAUUGGGUUUCUCCAAACUGACGGAGUCAUGAGAAAUUUGAAGUAACCUGAUCUCUUCAUCUGUGUUUACUGUCCUGACUAGCAUUCCGCAAGGACAUUUGGAAUACAGGGUGUCUAUGAAUGACAAUUGACAUAUGGAAGAAAAACAGUGCCUCCUCAGAGGUGUCCCCCAUGAAUUAUGCUGAUGAACAAAGAAAAAUAAUACUGAAAACAGAGCUCUUAAAAGCCUGAGUUGUCAGAAAGGAGUUUGAUGCCAUUUUAAGCCCUGAAACCUUUAAUAUUCACAGAAAUGCCGUGUUCAGUAGAUUCUCUAAUGGAAGGCUACCUUAUUAAUUUAUAAUCUCAGCUGAGUGAAACAUUUUUGAAGCAGUGAUGCGUGUUGCUGCCUUCCCAGAACUCCCUGCUGAAAUCAAAGUUUGAUUACAGGAAAUUAGAACUUUAUUUUCUGAAACAUGUAUUCAAAAUGUUCCUCUUCGUAUAAUCACUGAAACUAUGGCUGUGCCAGUUGUAACAUGCUGCGUGAGUACCAGUGUGACUUCAGAAUCCAAACAGGGUUUUCCAAUGGACUAGAGCUUGGGGGAAGGUCUCACUACAGUACCUGAAGUGUUGAAGACACUGGCAAUGCUUGAAGGAUCUCGGCCCAGUUUCUGGAUAUAAAAGCAUGACAGACUUGUUUCAUUCUGCUCAUUUAUGGAAAAUUACUAGAAAAAAUUAACAAAGAGAGGUUGGGCUAAGACGCAGAUGUUCUACCUCUUAUACAUCCAAGCAUAUUUGCAGAAUCAGAGGUCUCCUUAUCUUAGAUGUCACAGGUGGGCUCCAGGUACAGGUCUCAUGUGGGACAAAAGCAGUCUUUGGUGCUUAACUGAACGAUGUCAAACUCUUCCUCCAUGUCAGCUCUAGUUAAUUCCUGUCCGAAUCACUCUUUCUGCAGUGUGGAAAGGUGUGGUUCAGGAAAACAAAAAGAAAGAGUUAUUUAUCUAAAGAGUUAAGUCCUAGGAGAGAAAGUGAAAAUUCAAGGAAUGAGGAAUUCAAGGGUCACACCUUCCUACUGGAACUCUAAAACUACAAAAAUACUACCCCAAACUGGAAAUCUGGAACUAUGUCAACUUUGAAAAAUCUGGUCAGUUUGGGAGAUUCCACACAUCUAAUGCAAUAAAAAUGAUACUUAAUUGUAAUUGUAAAUGUCAGCAUAAAGAAUGUUUUGAUUUUUAUAACAAAAAAUCAAUCUAGAAAAAUAUUUAAAUUGUUCUUUUUAGUUAUGAAAGUGUGAUUUAGUGGAAAAUCCACUUAAUUGGAAGAAGGCACAAAUAGAAAUUCAGGCAAGUUUGGGUGCCAGGCAAUAUUCAUCGCAAACUUCAUUUCUUUCUCAUGGUUGUGCUUUGAAUUGGGGAAAAGGAAAGAAACCUUUGUCAUGGUUUCCUCUGCUUGACUGGUCACCGGUGCCCUUCAAGUUCUGGUUGGAAUGGGAAGGAAUGAGACAGAGUAAGGAGGGAAUUGGAGGUUAUGGGGGAGAAGAGGUGAGAGAAAGGAGCUGAGGGGAAAGGGAUGGGCACUGAAGGUGCUAGGAAGGAGAGCACCAGGAAGAGAGACCUGAGUGUCUUCCGGAUCUUCUCCCCAAACCUGAAUCCCAACUCAAGAGAAGUCUCCCUGUAUGCAAGCCAUCAGUCCAGCUCAAUGACCUGUGGCUUUUCAGAAUCUACCGAUUUUUGGUCUUCAACAAACACACAACAUAAAUUUGCUAAAAAUAAACUUGGAACACAUGAUAAUCAUGUCUUCUCUUUCCAAGGAGUGGUAAGAAAUUAACCAGGUGACAUUUAUUUGCCUUUUAGUUUUUGUUUAUUUUUAAUACAGCUGAAAAGAUGUGCACAUCUUUUCUUUCACACUAUGACUCUGUGUAAUUUAAACUGCAAACUGGUGCUGACUAAUGUCUGCAAAAAAGCAGCAUAUGAAAUGUACUGUAUCUUGUGUUGCAUCAAAAUGAAUAAAAUACAUUUAUUUCUA